Messenger RNA from Geosmithia morbida, 939 nucleotides. RefSeq names its product Short-chain dehydrogenase. Gene Ontology annotation, molecular function: oxidoreductase activity, acting on the CH-OH group of donors, NAD or NADP as acceptor. The coding region runs from base 1 to 939 and encodes 312 amino acids. The record is from RefSeq and is a predicted model, not a curated record. Lineage: Eukaryota; Fungi; Ascomycota; Sordariomycetes; Hypocreales; Bionectriaceae. The transcript is spliced from 3 exons. Gene Ontology annotation, cellular component: cytoplasm.
AUGGAACCCUACGCCAUCAAGGGGAAGCAUGCCAUCGUGACCGGUGCAGGGUCCGGAAUCUGCCUGGCCUUGGCCCGGAAAAUGCUCGAGGCCGGUUGUUCGAUCGUGAUUGCCGACAUUCGGCUUACGCCUGAGGCACAGGCCCUCGUCGAGAAGUGGACCAGCCCUGAAGCUGGCCCCGAUACAGUGACUGCCUUCUACCAGAAAACAGACAUGGCCGACUGGGCCCAGAUCAAGACGCUCUGGGAAGUGUCCCUGGCCCACUUCGGUGUCGUUGACAUCGUCGUCAGCGGCGCUGGGCUGUACGAGCCUCCCUCCAGCUCGUUUUGGUACCCUCCCGGAAAGUCGCCGUUGGCCCAGGAUGCGAUCGACACCAAUCCCGGCGUCUACAGAUCCUUCGCCGUGAACACCAUGGGUCCGAUCCGGCUCGCUCAGUUUGCCAUUGACUACUGGUUGGACAACCGCGACACGGUCAAGGGCAACCUCGUCUGGAUCGCCAGUCUCGGAGCCUACGUCCACUCCUUCCAGACGCCAAUGUACUUUGCCAGCAAGGCGGCCAUCGUCAGCUUUGUGAGGUCGCUCGGUUGCUUGAGGAAGCGGUUCGGCAUCAGGAACUCGGCCCUGUGUCCCGGGCUCGUAGAUACGCCUAUCUUCAACCCCGAAUACUGCCGUGCCCGGGUUGCUCCCGAUGACUUGAAGCUGUCGCCGGACCAGGCCGCCGACGUCGUCCUCAGCCUCAUCACCGAUGCCAAGUACGGUGAUGGAAACGUUGUCGAGACGAUGCUCGUGGGAACCAAGGACGAUCCCAAGGUCAACGUCCGUGAGGUACCGCUUGAGGCUCUGUACCCAACUGUUGGCCCUGUGGGUUCGGACAAUCACUUGCUGGAAGAGGAGGAGAAGUUUAUCCAACAUGUUGAGAAGCAUGGGAUGCACUUUUAG